CACCUGUAUUAUCAUUUGAUGUUAAAGUAGAAGAAGUGGUGACAUCUGUGGCGUGACGUUUGAAUCUUUACGUGUAAGAUAAAGUUAACCUUUCUGAUUUUUAUUUCGAAGACAGUCAUCAUUCUAAGUAAGUGUCUAGAAAUAACUCUUUCUUCAAAUUCUAAACUUAUAACAAUUAUCUUAUCAAGUGUUUAAUUUGAGGACAUUAUCUAGUUAAAAUUUUGAGUGCAGAAAAAAUAAGAGAUUAGUGAUGGAAAAUAAAAAGUGUUCGAUUGGAUUAUUUAAGAAUGAAAUAUGCUCUGAAGAAAAAUUUAUUAAUUGCAAAGAUUUUUCUGACGAAGAUCAGAUUACUCUGAAUUCUAGAAGUGGUACAGAUGUUAGUUUUAUUUGCUCUCAACAUGACAAACAGUAUCGUAUCAAAUAUACUUCAAAUCAAAAAUCUUGUGCUGAUCCCUUUAAACUUCAUGACAGUAUAGUUCGUAAAUCUUUGAGACCAGUCAGUUUAAAAUUGUUCGAACAGUGUAAGAUUAGGUUACCUUCCAUUAUACCGGGAAGUAAACUAUGCAUUUCGUGUACUAAAAGAGUCUAUAGUGAAUUACCAGAACAUCAAAAUGAAGUUGAAAUAUUUGAAAAAACUGUGAAUGUCGAAGAAAGUCAACUAGUUGAGAGUGUCUCUGAAGAUUCCGUUUCCAAAUCAUCAAAACCAUCCGAAACACCUGACCAAGUAGGAACUCCAAUAUUAAUUCAAAGCCUGGUGGACGAAAAAAUGUCCUCUAAUUUAUCUGAGAACUUGCAGUUGUCAAAUGUGACAACUUCAACAUUUGAAAUGUGCAGCUCAACCGGCGAAACUUUUACACCUACUGAAAUACAUCUAGAUCGCCUUAAUUCUAUUGCCAAAAUUUUUAAUUUAUCUCCUGUAAAAAAAAAAGAUUUAGAUCGAUCAAAAACAUACAAUUAAAAAUAAACAAUUGAACAUUGACGAUACUCCUGAAUUAACCGGAAAAGAAAUAAUAAAUCAGCUAAAAGAAAAAUUUAAUAACUGCAGCAAAGUGAGUGAAAAAUUACAGAUUUUAUCUGUUUUGCCUUUAAGUUGGUCAACAGAAAAAAUUGUUG
Molecule: messenger RNA, 1113 nt
Organism: Cotesia glomerata
Lineage: Eukaryota; Metazoa; Arthropoda; Insecta; Hymenoptera; Braconidae
Exons: 2
Coding region: 251-958 (235 amino acids)
Source: RefSeq, a predicted model, not a curated record